Molecule: messenger RNA, 6200 nt
Organism: Nannospalax galili (Upper Galilee mountains blind mole rat)
Lineage: Eukaryota; Metazoa; Chordata; Mammalia; Rodentia; Spalacidae
Gene: Igdcc4
Product: immunoglobulin superfamily DCC subclass member 4
Biological process (GO): cell-cell adhesion; axon guidance
Cellular component (GO): plasma membrane; axon
Molecular function (GO): protein binding
Source: RefSeq, a predicted model, not a curated record
CGGACCCGGCCCCAUGGCGCGGGGGGACGCGGGCCGCCGGCUUCUGGCGCUGAGCUUCUGCCUGCUGGCCACGCGCGGGGAGCUACCAUUACCCCAGAAGACAACUGUUGAGCUGAGCUGUGACAUAGGGCCACUUCAAGUGAUCCUGGGCCCCAAGCAGGCUGUGGUGCUGGACUGUAGUCUGGGGGCUGCUGCCACGGGACCACCGAGCAGGGUGACAUGGAACAAAGAUGGGGAUGUCAUGCUGGAGCAUGAUCACCUACACUUGCUCCCCAAUGGCUCCCUGUGGCUGUCCUCACGUCUGGAACCUGAAGACAGGAAUGAUGAGGAAGCCCCUAGGUCCCAGAAGGUUAUUGAGGGCAGUUAUUCCUGUCUGGCCCAUGGCCCUCUGGGAGUAGUGGCCAGCCAAGUUGCUGUGGUCAAGCUUGCCACACUUGCACACUUCUCUCUGCACCCGGAGCCUCAGACAGUGGAGGAGAAUGGGACAGCUCGCUUUGAGUGCCACAUCGAGGGUCUGCCAGCCCCCAUCAUUACUUGGGAAAAGGACCAGGUGACAUUGCCUGAGGAGCCUCGGCUCAUCACUCUUCCCAAUGGCGUUCUCCAGAUCCUAGAUGUUCAGGAUGGUGACACAGGCUCCUACCGCUGUGUGGCCACCAACUCAGCCCACCGGCGCUUCAGCAGCGAGGCCCCACUCAGGGUGGCCCUCAGAGGGUCCCUGGUGGCCACCAGGGGUCAGGACGUGGUCAUUGUAGCAGCCCCAGAGAACACCACGGUGGUGUCAGGACAGAGUGUAGUGAUGGAGUGUGUAGCCUCCGCUGACCCCACACCUUUUGUGUCCUGGGUCCGACAGGACGGGAAGCCCAUCUCCACCGAUGUCAUAGUCCUGGGCCGUACCAAUCUACUCAUCGCCAGCGCGCAGCCGUGGCACUCCGGCAUCUACGUCUGCCGGGCCAACAAGCCCCGCACGCGGGACUUCGCCACCGCUGCUGCAGAGCUCCGGGUCCUGGCGGCUCCUGCCAUCUCGCAGGCGCCCGAGGCGCUCUCGCGGACCCGGGCCAGCACCGCACGCUUCGUGUGUCGUGCGUCAGGGGAGCCACGGCCCGCGCUGCGCUGGCUGCACAACGGGGCACCGCUGCGGCCCAACGGGCGCGUCAAGGUCCAGGGCGGCGGCGGCAGCUUGGUCAUCACGCAGAUCGGCCUGCAGGACGCCGGCUUCUACCAGUGUGUGGCGGAGAACAGCGCAGGCACCGCGUGUGCAGCUGCGCCGCUGUCGGUAGUGGUGCGCGAGGGGCUGCCCAGCGCCCCAACUCGGGUCACCGCCACACCUCUGAGCAGCUCGGCUGUUUUGGUGGCCUGGGAGCGGCCUGAGCUGCACAGCGAACAAAUCAUUGGCUUCUCCCUCCACUACCAAAAGGCACGGGGUGUGGACAAUGUGGAGUACCAGUUUGCAGUGAACAAUGACACCACAGAGCUGCAAGUUCGGGACCUGGAACCCAACACAGACUAUGAGUUCUACGUGGUGGCCUACUCCCAACUGGGGGCUAGCCGCACCUCCAGCCCAGCCCUGGUGCAUACUUUGGAUGAUGUCCCCAGUGCAGCACCCCAGCUUGCCCUGUCCAGCCCUAACCCUUCGGACAUCAGGGUGGCAUGGCUGCCCCUGCCCCCCAGCCUGAGCAACGGACAGGUGGUGAAGUACAAGAUAGAGUUCAGUUUGGGAAGGGAAGAAGACCAGGUUUUCUCCACUGAAGUACCAGGAAAUGAGACCCAGCUUACGUUAAAUUUGCUUCAACCGAACAAGGUUUACCAAGUCCGAAUUUCGGCUGGCACUGGCGCCGGCUAUGGGACCCCCUCCCAGUGGAUGCAGCACAGGACACCUGGUGCGCACAACCAGAGCCAUGUCCCCUUUGCCCCUGCAGAGUUGAAGGUGCGGGCAAAGACGGAGUCCCUGGUGGUGUCAUGGCAACCGCCCCCUCACCCCACCCAGAUCUCUGGCUACAAAUUGUACUGGCGUGAAGUGGGGGCAGAGGAGGAGGCUGAUAUUGACCGUCCUCCUGGCGGCCGCGGAGACCAGGCUUGGGAUGUAGGGCCGGUCCGGCUCAAGAAGAAAGUGAAGCAGUAUGAGCUGACCCAGCUAGUUCCUGGACGAUUGUACGAGGUAAAGCUUGUGGCAUUCAACAAACACGAGGAUGGCUACGCGGCAGUGUGGAAGGGCAAGACAGAGAAGGCACCCACGCCAGACCUGCCUAUCCAGAGAGGGCCACCUCUACCUCCUGCUCACGUCCAUGCUGAGUCAAACAGCUCCACCUCCAUUUGGCUUCGGUGGAAGAAGCCAGACUUCACCACCGUCAAGAUUGUCAACUACACUGUACGUUUCGGACCCUGGGGGCUCAGGAAUGCCUCCCUGGUCACAUACUACACCAGCUCUGGAGAAGAUAUCCUCAUUGGCGGGCUGAAGCCAUUCACCAAGUACGAGUUUGCCGUGCAGUCCCAUGGCGUGGACAUGGAUGGGCCUUUUGGCUCUGUGGUGGAACGUUCCACCUUGCCUGACCGGCCCUCCACUCCUCCUUCUGACCUGCGUCUGAGCCCCCUGACACCAUCCACUGUCCGGCUGCACUGGUGUCCCCCCACAGAACCUAAUGGCGAGAUUGUGGAAUAUCUGAUCCUCUAUAGUGACAACCACACUCAACCGGAGCACCAGUGGACGCUGCUCACCACAGAGGGAAACAUCUUCAGCGCAGAGGUACAUGGCCUGGAGAGUGACACUCGGUACUUCUUUAAGAUGGGGGCUCGCACAGAGGUGGGACCUGGGCCCUUCUCCCACCUGCAGGAUGUGAUCACUCUCCAGGAGACACUCUCAGACUCCUUGGAUGUGCACUCCGUCACGGGCAUCAUCGUGGGUGUCUGCCUGGGCCUUCUCUGCCUUCUGGCCUGCAUGUGUGCUGGACUUCGACGAAGCCCCCACAGGGAAUCCCUCCCAGGUCUGUCCUCCACAGCCACCUCUGGGAACCCAGCACUGUACUCCAGAGCCCGGUUGGGCCCCCCGAGUCUCCCUGCUGCCCAUGAGCUGGAGUCCCUCGUGCAUCCCCACCCUCAGGACUGGUCCCUGUCACCCUCAGAUGUGGAGGACAAGGCUGAGGUGCACAGCCUUAUGGGUGGCAGUGUUUCAGACUGCCGAGGCCACUCCAAGAGAAAGAUCUCCUGGGCUCAGCCAAGUGGACCGAGCUGGGCAGGCUCCUGGGCAAGCUGUGAGCUGCCCCAGGGAUGUUCCAGGCCUGCUCUGACCCAUGCCCUGCUGCCUCCAGCUGGAACUGGGCAGACAUUAUUGCUCCAGGCGCUGGUGUAUGAUGCUAUAAAGGAAAAUGGGAGGAAGAAGCCUCCCCCAGCCUGUAGGAACCAGGUGGAGGCCGAGGUCAUUGUCCACUCCAAUUUCGGUGCAUCCAAAGGGAGCCCUGACCUCCAUCUCCAAGGCCUGGAACCUGAGCCUGAAGAGCCCUUGCCUGCAGAGACUCUGGCUCCCACCUCUGGGGUUGUGGAUAUGUCACAAGGGGGAGACUGGCUGGGCAGGGAGCUGGAAGGGUGUGAGCAGGAAUCCCCUGGGCCAGAUAGGCUCACCUGCCUACCAGAGGCAGCCAGUGCUUCCUGCCCUUGCCCAAACCUCCAGCCCAGCAAGGCUCUUGAGGAGGCCCCUGGGAACAGCCAACCCAAAGCCCUGUGCCCUCAAAGCGUUAGCCCAAGCCUGCCCAGGGCCCCUGUCUCCUCCUCUCCUCCACUCUCCUGAGCAGAAGGUAUACUUUGAGGCAGGUUCUUAUGGCCCACAGGACAUCAUGACAUGCAUGGCCACACAUAUACAUGUGUGUAUUGCAGAUAUCAACAAGCUCUUUGGCACCUCUUAAGAUGCUUUGGCUAGGAGGAGAAGAACUUUACUCACUCCCCUAUAUUCUGUGACAUGUUUGUGAUACAGAAAAGACAUGAGACACAGCUCUGUAUGGACACGUGUGAAGUCAUGUGUAUAUACUGGUUAGUGAGCUGGGAAACAUUACCCCUCUUAUGUAGUGGUCAGUGUGGUCUAAUUGAUCAUCCAGGACAGGACAGUGUGCCCAGUGAUCAGUGCCAGCCCUGAGGGCCACACCUUUGUCACCCAGCCUUUAUUACACACUCUAAGAGUGUCUCUAAUGCCCUGUCUACAAAGACAGUCCCAGCCCCUCUGCUCUUGGCUAGGCUGAGCCGAGUGCCAUUCGAUCCUGCAGGCCUAAUGUUGUAACUUGCAGCGACAUGGCCUUCAUCCCCAGGCCUUCUAAGGCUCAGCUCCCCUCUCCUUCACGCAACUCUGCACCUGAUUGUAAUUUGGGAAGUGCCUGGUUUGAGAAAUCUGCUUUCUCUCCCUGUCCCCUCUUCUGUCUCCCUUACUGCUCUAGUGAUGUGUCUUUUCACCUGGCUCCCCUGGUUCUGGGUCACUUCUCCUCCCCCUGAUAUCUUUCCUUCCCUCACUUCCGUUUCCCCUUCUCUCCAGCUCUCUUCUGUCUCUCUUGCCUGUCACUGUAUCCUUUGCUUCUCCUCCCUGAGUUCAACCUAUGCAUCCUUCCCUAACAACAUGACUACCUCAUGGCGUUUCAGGCCAUAGUGUGACCCUGUGUCCCUACUACUUCUCUGCCAACCCCCUCCCUGGACAGAUGGCCCACUCUAGAAAGGAUUAGAAAAGACCCUCUAGAUUCCCUGGAGGGUUUUCCAGGGAACUGAUGAAUCCAGACUGCACUGGGGAAUUUUGAGAAGGGGAAAGGGACUGAAACCCUGAGGGUUGGAAUAAAGUGACUGCCUCCCUCCUGCACAAGAAAGCAGGUUUGCACUACACCAUCUCCAGGCCUGGCUGAAGUUAAAGAGGGUGAGGGGAGUGGAGUUAGGGGAGCCGUGGCCCAGAUCCUUACCCCUUGAGCUUUGAACCUGACUGGAUCUGAGGUAGGAAGAGUCUCCUCCAAGAUACUAGAAGGGAGGUCUUUGCUCAAGAAAAAAAAGAAUGACUGGCUCAUUUUGUUUUGUUUUCCUUUAAAUUGAAUCCAAAAUCAUCUUCUGUUGACUUUCCACACAGGGACAAGCUUGCCUUGUAUUUCCUGUGUCGUGAAAGACAUGUCAGCUGUUUGAUUUCUUAUCUCAGCCCUCAGCCCUCUUCCAGGAGCAUAGAAUGUGGGGUAUUUGCUGCCUCACAAUGCAUUUUAACUGAUCGGCACAUUAAGCGUUAACUCUGGCAUCUAGGCCAAAUUAGAAAUAACCAGGCUAUCUUCUAUACCCCCCCCUCGGUCUCUCUCGGUGAAAUGUCUUUCAGCAGAGUUGCAGCCUCCUCAGCCCUUGAAAGCAUCUGUGUUUAUUACCCUCGGGUGUCACUCAUAUUUGACACCUCACCUACAUUUCCCCCUCCUCAGCCAGCCUAUGAUAACACUAAAGAUUAUUAAUGUCGGUUUCAUAUCUCGUUAAAGGCAAGAUUGUCACUUGUACUACUUCUGUAGUGUUCAGUGUGGCCACAGCCAACACCACUUGUGUAUGUUUUGUCAUUUCUCUGAAGGUCAAAAGCUUCAUUUUAUUUUGCUGGUUUGAUUUUUUUUUUUUAGAAAAAAAAAAUCUGCUUUGAAUGAAAUAGCCAUUUUAACAGUAGGCUCUUAGCAUUACACCACAUAGUCAUUUUUCAUGUUCUUGUUUAACAGGCACUGAGGUUCUGGUUUAAAUUAAAUAACUGCAAAUGAGACAAUUUAUAACCCAUUAGGUUGGGUGGAAAAUUGUUUCUCAAAAGCAAAUAAGUAAUAAAUCUGAUAUCUGCCUAUAACUCACAGUUGAUAAGAGAGUAGCCAUUACUCAACUAGUGUUAUAUAUGAUUUGGGCUCUGAGUAAUUGGGAAGUGUUAGGUUCGUGUCUUUGUAGCUGCGGUUUUUAUUAGAAAGGAGUCUAUUGGCCUUUUACAGGGUAUUAAUCCCUUUGUCACCUACCAUGGAUGCCUUAAGCUCUUUUGAGUCUCAUUUAAAAAUCUUCCUUUUCUUGAUGCAUGACACAUGUACUCAAUGCUUACUUGCUCAUUUAAUUGUCUAUGCUUAGUUUAUGCUGUAUUAUUUAUAUUUUUCCAGCAUCUUUUCUCCUCCAUACAAAUAUGAUAUUCUUUAGCGUUACACUAAGGCAUUGAUCAUGUAUCUGUCCCUGUAAUGAAUUAAUAAACUAUU